AUGAUGAUAUACAAGUGUGUGCCUGAAAAAAGGAGGUCAGUGAAAGUGGUUCACCUUCUAUUGCAUCUGGUAGCUCUGGUGGCUGGAGUUCUAGGGAUCACUGCAAUUUUCAACUCAAAGAAAGAAGCUCAUCUUCCUGAUAUGUAUACCUUACACUCUUGGCUAGGCAUCUCAGCAAUAUGCCUAUUUGGUUUACAGUAUAUCAUGGGCUUCUUCUCUUACUUCUUCCCUGGUGCAGAAAUGUCUACUAGAGCUUCCCUUAUGCCAUGGCACAGGUUUCUAGGCAUGGCCAUAUUCUUUCUUGCAGUCGCCAUAGCUGAAACUGGUUUGGUUCAAUAUUUCCAGUUUUUACACCUUUUUCGCAGCCAAGAGGCUCUCAUAGUCAAUUCCACUGCUCUCUUACUCUUCCUCUAUGCUCUCUUUGUUGCUCUCUCUGUCACUCUCCCAAGAACUUAG
Molecule: messenger RNA, 456 nt
Organism: Vigna unguiculata (cowpea)
Lineage: Eukaryota; Viridiplantae; Streptophyta; Magnoliopsida; Fabales; Fabaceae
Product: putative ascorbate-specific transmembrane electron transporter 1 pseudogene
Source: RefSeq, a predicted model, not a curated record